Molecule: messenger RNA, 468 nt
Organism: Haemonchus placei
Lineage: Eukaryota; Metazoa; Nematoda; Chromadorea; Rhabditida; Trichostrongylidae
Source: the annotation of a GenBank genome assembly
AUGCAGUAUUUGAUUGCAUUCAUCGCAUGUGUGGCCGCUUCAGAAGCCUGUUCCUGUCUACCGUUCAACUCUCUGAAAGAGACAUUCUGCGCCUCAGACUUCGUAACGCAUGUGAAGGUAAUUGCAAAGGACGAUCCAAAUGAAGACUCUGAUGGCUUGGAGGAUGUCGAAUACAUCGUAGAACACAUCUGCGUUUAUCGACCACAAAGAAUAAAACUCCUUACAGUAACGCAUGUGAAGGUAAUUGCAAAGGACGAUCCAAAUGAAGACUCUGAUGGCUUGGAGGAUGUCGAAUACAUCGUAGAACACAUCUGCGUUUAUCGAAAGCCUGCGAAUGUGAAAAUUCUACCGAAAGAGAUCAGUACAGCGUCGAACUCGGCUGCAUGUGGUAUUGAAUUAGAUGUUGGUCAGGAGUACCUCCUGGGAGGUAAGUUGGCUAAAAUCCUAGAUCUGUUGAUCUCAGUCUGA